AUGUCAGCUCCAAUCAACAAAGAAAAAUUAGAACAAGAACCAGAACAACAAAUUCAUAAAAUUAGAAUUACUUUAACUUCAACUAAAGUUAAAGAAUUAGAAGCUGUUUCAAAUAAUAUUAUUAGAAAUGCUACUUCAAACAAUAUUGUUAAAAAAGGUCCAGUUCGUAUGCCAACUAAAGUUUUAAAAAUCACUACUAGAAAAACUCCAAAUGGUGAAGGUUCUAAAACUUGGGAUGCUUAUGAAUUAAGAAUUCACAAAAGAGUUAUUGAUUUACAAGCUCCUGCUGCAACUGUUAAAAAAAUUACUCAAAUCACUAUCCAACCAGGUGUUGAUGUUGAAGUUACUAUUGCUGCUUAA
Lodderomyces jiufengensis is the source of this 360-nucleotide messenger RNA. It is a transcript of the gene RPS20, whose product is annotated as 40S ribosomal protein uS10. Gene Ontology annotation, cellular component: cytosolic small ribosomal subunit; ribosome. Gene Ontology annotation, molecular function: RNA binding; structural constituent of ribosome. Gene Ontology annotation, biological process: translation. Lineage: Eukaryota; Fungi; Ascomycota; Pichiomycetes; Serinales; Debaryomycetaceae. The transcript has a single exon. The record is from RefSeq and is a predicted model, not a curated record. The coding region runs from base 1 to 360 and encodes 119 amino acids.